Molecule: messenger RNA, 2190 nt
Organism: Morone saxatilis (striped sea-bass)
Lineage: Eukaryota; Metazoa; Chordata; Actinopteri; Moronidae
Product: dynein heavy chain 17, axonemal-like
Exons: 16
Coding region: 1-2124 (707 amino acids)
Source: RefSeq, a predicted model, not a curated record
AUGAACAAAGCUGGCUGUGUUCACAUCACGCAGGAUGGAGUCACACAGACCUGGGACGUUCCUCUACACCUGCUCUUCAAACACCUGGACAACUUUCUCACACAGCUGCAUAGCAUCCGGGAGGCGUCUUGUGUCAUUCUGCAGUUUAAUCAGGUGGAUCAGACUGUCCUGUCUGGUGUCAACGGCAGGAUGUGGACUGAUGUGGUUCAGGGCGUGUAUGAGGACUUCCUGAGUCAUGUGACGGUUCUGUCUGAGUGUAAAUGUGACCCCACCGACCCCGACGACCAGAGCCCCAGGUUGCACCUGGAUCAGUUUCAGGAUCAGAUGUUGGACCUGGACAGACGGCUGGGGUCUGUCCUCAGCAAAGCCUUUGAGAACUGCUGCGACUUCUUGUCUGCUUCAAAGCUGGUGGAGAUGUUCAAGUGCGUGCUGGACCGUCCUCUGAUCCAGGAUCAGCUGCGUCCUCAACUGAUCCGUCUGGUGGAGCUUGUCCUGAUGGAAUUGGACCAGAUUGAGGUGCUGUUCUACUGUCAGAGAGAUAAACCAGAGACAUUCAGCAGGUUCACUCCAACCGCUGCAGCCGGACUCUGUUGGACUCAACAGCUCAAACGGAGAACUGAAAACACUCUGGAGAACUACAGGAAGGUCGAAUACCUGUGUAUGGGCUCAGCUAAGUCCCAGCUGGUCCAGCAGAGAGCCCAGCAGAUUUUGGACUUCCUGCAGGACUUCAGAGACCAACUGAGGACAGACUGGAGCUGCCAGCUGGACUCAGACUGUGCGUUCAUCCUUCAACAACCUCUGAUACAACAAAAACAGCGAGGCAUGCUGGGAGUGAAAUGCAGCCACAAGCUGGAGGCGGUGCUGAGGGAGCUCAGGUAUGUGAGCAGAGAGAGAGAUGUGGAGCUCCUCCCCCACACUGCUCGGCUCUUCACCAUCAGAGAAGACGUCACUCAGAGCUCCCUGAGCCUGGGUCACAUGGUGUCCUGCUACAACCAGGUGAUCAGUGGCGCCCUGCAGGUGGAGCUUCCUCUGAUCCAGGACCAGCAGCAGGACCUGUACCGGGCUCUGUCAGAACUGCAGAGGAACACCUGGAGCUGUGAAGGUGUGCAGCACCUGGUGGAGCAGCGGAGAGAGAGUUUGUUAAUCUUCCACUCCACAGUGAGCAAAGCCAGAAACAACAUGGACGCCAUGACACACAUCAUACAGGGCUGGGCGGAGCUUCACCUGCUGCAGCGCUCAGGUGACUCACUGCUGGAGGGCGGAGCUACAGGGGAGAGCUACAGACAAAUCAGAGAGGAGGGACAACAGCUGCUCAAGCUAACACAGGUUAACAGGAGUCUGUACGGAGCUGAGGACUCCUUUGAGUCCUGGAUCAGGUAUCUGGACCACAUUGAUGACAAGAGCUGCAGUGGGGCGUUGUUGGCGUUGAUUCUGCAGUUAGAGGAAACAGGAAGUGUGUUUGAUCCGUCAGUGCGCGACGGCCUUUCUGACCUCCUGAAGAACAUCAUCAGUGACAUCUACACAGCAGCCAGUCUGCCACCCAGGAUCUCUGUGAGUCGCCAAGGCAACUACCAGGUGUGUCUGCAGCAGAGUCCAGAACUCUCAGUGUUGGAACAGGAAGUGAUGCAUCGCCUGCUGCAGGUGAGAGAGGAGGCAGAGCGUCUGAGGGAGGGGCUGAACAGGUACUCGUUCCUGUGGCAGAGUGACAGGUUGGUGGUGCUGCAGGAGUUCCUGACCUACAGCAGACGGCUGGGACCUGAGGAGCUGGAUGCCGCAGAGGCCCCGCCCACCCUGAAGGACUUCCAGAGGGAGAUCGAGUCACUCCACAGGCUGAGCAGGGAGGUUGCUGACCUCGAUGAUAUCAUCGUUCUGCACAGCUGGCUGCAGGUUGACCUCCGACCCUUCAGAGACUCCCUGCUGUCAAUCAUCUACGAUUGGACACACAUGUACACAAAUUAUCUGCUGGACUCAGUCAGCAACAGUCUGCAGCAGGUGACUCAGCAUGCUGACGGUGAUGAAGAGUCUUCCUCUUCCUCCAGUUUCCCUCUGACAGAAACCAUCAUCUUGCUGGAAGCUGCAGGGGUCCAGCUGCCUGAACACCUGUCGGCACAGCUACAGUGUUGAUGGGCUGAAGAGGAGACGUCUGAAUAAUUCAUUCAUUAUUCCAUCUUAUCAUUUAAAGUUCAGAAG